AUGGAUGUAGCCAGUGGUGGUUUUAAUUACAACGUCUCUCUCAGGUUAACACUAAAAGGCCAAGAUAUGCAAUUUGAGAGAAUCUUCACUGCUUUUACUAGUAUUGAUUUAUCAAGCAACAAAUUCCAAGAAGAGGUUCCACAAGCCAUAGGAGAUCUUGCUUCACUUCUGCUACUCAAUUUGUCUCAUAAUAACCUUCUUGGUUCUAUUCCAGAUAAAUUGGGUAGCUUAGAUAUGCUUCAAUCAUUGGAUCUCUCUUGGAACCAAUUCACUGGAAAGAUUCCUGAGCAAUUGGCAAAUUUAACAUCUCUUGCAGUUUUGGACCUUUCACAAAAUCAACUUGAUUGUGGAGAGAUCAGUGCAAAACACGUGCCACCGUCAUCCAUGCCUCAGCAGAAAGAUGGUUCAGAAGACUUCGCAAGUAUAUUUUCCUGGAGAGAUGUAUUGAUGGGGUGUGGUUGUGGUUUGGUUUUUGGAUUUAUCAUGGGAUUGGUCAUGUUAAGAAUAGCAAAACCAGAAUGGCUCAUAAAUAUAUCUGAAUGCUGUUAUCAGAAGCUCAAGAGGCGCUAG
Capsicum annuum is the source of this 570-nucleotide messenger RNA. Its product is annotated as receptor-like protein 34. NCBI's taxonomy places the organism in Eukaryota, Viridiplantae, Streptophyta, Magnoliopsida, Solanales, Solanaceae. The coding region runs from base 1 to 570 and encodes 189 amino acids. Gene Ontology annotation, molecular function: protein binding. The record is from RefSeq and is a predicted model, not a curated record. The transcript is spliced from 2 exons.